Messenger RNA from Notodromas monacha, 709 nucleotides. NCBI's taxonomy places the organism in Eukaryota, Metazoa, Arthropoda, Ostracoda, Podocopida, Cyprididae. The record is from the annotation of a GenBank genome assembly.
CUCGAAAAUCAUACUCAAAAAAUGAUUGCCUCAAGACAGUGGACCGUUUUAGCAGUCGCUGGAAUCGUCUUCCUCGCUGCAAACUGCUUCGCCUCGUUGACUUACGAAGACCUGGCGAGUCUGGAAGCCGCCAACUCCAAGCGCCACAUGCUGAUUCCAUUCCCCAGGAUGGGCAAAUCCGUCGCCGGUUUGCCAAUCGCCAGACUUCACUACCCCAUCUACCAGACACAUUCCUUCUUCGUUGACCCAGCCACAAUCGGCGCCGCUCUGGACGACGCGGCCUACGAAGACCUCGAAUUGACCGACCUGGCUUUCGACGCCACUGCUGCUGCGGGUAAGCGUGCUCUCUGGCUCGGUCCUCGGUUGGGGCGAAAAAAGCGACACUCGGCGUCGUCCAUCAUCACUGCGGGGUUCCUCAAACCCAAAAAGCCUUUCGGAGCUGGACACGUGCUGAAAAGGUCCCCAUUCGCGCCGCGUCUGGGCAAAAAGCGCGCCAGUCCAAUUGCGCCCCGUCUCGGCCGACCCGACCCAAUCGUCCGCUCGCUCUAUUCUCCGCGAAUUGGCAAGGACCUGGAAAUCAGCGAGAAACAGCAAAUGGACCAGCAACAGAACAGCGAGGUUCCCGCCAACCUGAACAACAACAACAACGACAUGGAGCCCAGGGACUUGUUCAUCCCUCGUCUCGGCUAAGAAGACUGUUUUAUGAGCU